Nematolebias whitei (Rio pearlfish) is the source of this 992-nucleotide messenger RNA. RefSeq names its product PRELI domain-containing protein 1, mitochondrial. The transcript has 6 exons. The record is from RefSeq and is a predicted model, not a curated record. The coding region runs from base 273 to 908 and encodes 211 amino acids. Gene Ontology annotation, cellular component: mitochondrial intermembrane space. Gene Ontology annotation, molecular function: phosphatidic acid transfer activity. NCBI's taxonomy places the organism in Eukaryota, Metazoa, Chordata, Actinopteri, Cyprinodontiformes, Rivulidae. Gene Ontology annotation, biological process: phospholipid transport.
ACAGGAACCUUGAUGACAGGAAGAUGGCCGCGGUGCGGCUGGUCUUAGCGUCAUGUAUGGAAUUAGCUAACGUUAUGUAAAGUGCUGGCUCGAAGCUCAACAAACAUCACGUUCCCGGAUGUUCGGCCCACUGGACCUGCACUAGAACCUCAUGAAGGACUGGUCCAGACUGUGGAUGGAGUCGGCACCAAACCUGUUGCUGUUUGGACUUUUCAGACCGAGGGACGUCAGCUUUCAGGAGACGGGUUGUCCUGGACAUCAGCGUGGGGACAAUGGUCAAGUAUUACUGUAACAAGACGGACAUCAGGAGUACGUGGGACAGUGUUGCCUCUGCUUUUUGGCAGAGGUACCCCAACCCCUUCAGCACUCAUGUUCUCACUGAGGACGUCGUGUACCGGGAGGUGACUGCGGACCAGCGCCUCCUGUCCAGGCGCCUCCUGAUGAAGACCAAUCGGCUGCCUCGCUGGGCGGAGCGGUUCUUCCCAGCCGGCAUGUCUCGCUCCGUGUACAUCGUGGAGGACUCCAUCGUGGACCCGGUCAACAGGAGUCUGACCACCUACACCUGGAACCUCAACCACACUAAAGUCAUGUCUGUAGAAGAACGGUGCGUUUUCCAAGACUCUGUGGCGCAGUCAGGAGCCACACAACUGAAGCGUGAAGCGUGGAUUUCCUCAAGCAUCUUUGGCUUCUCCAAACCCAUUCAGGAGUUUGGAUUGGCUCGCUUUAAGAGUAACCAGGUGAAAGCCAUGAAGGGGCUGGAGUACGCACUGUCUAAUUUACAAGGAGAGACGCCCCAGCGGCUGCUCAGGGACACCAUGAAGGAUGCGUCGGAGAAGGCCAAGGAGGCCGCGAAGAGCCUCGCCUCCGCUGCCGCCUCCGGCCCUCAGAAGCCCCGGCAGUACGUCUGAAGGAGGGGCCCGGAGCACGCCGCCUUUUCAUGGUGAACUGUGAGACUUCUCUGUCGGCACCUACUGUACGUUUGGUCGACUCUC